Molecule: messenger RNA, 738 nt
Organism: Mesoplodon densirostris (Blainville's beaked whale)
Lineage: Eukaryota; Metazoa; Chordata; Mammalia; Artiodactyla; Ziphiidae
Product: transmembrane emp24 domain-containing protein 9-like
Exons: 5
Coding region: 104-595 (163 amino acids)
Biological process (GO): endoplasmic reticulum to Golgi vesicle-mediated transport; COPI coating of Golgi vesicle; intracellular protein transport
Cellular component (GO): COPII-coated ER to Golgi transport vesicle; endoplasmic reticulum-Golgi intermediate compartment; Golgi apparatus
Source: RefSeq, a predicted model, not a curated record
CUACCUCGAGGUCAGCGAGCUGGAGAAGAAGUGCUUCAUCCAGGAGAUCCCCGAUGGCACAGUGGUCAUAGGUAACUACAAGACCGAGUUAUACGACCCUGCUAUGGAAAAGUACCAGCCCUCCCCGCAGUGGAUCAAUUUGUUCGUGUUUGUGAAGGACCCCGACAACAAGAAUCUGCUGGCCCAUCAGUACGGCCCUCGGGGCAGCUUUACCUUCACCUCCCAGUCUCCUGGAGAGCACCAGAUCUGCCUUCACCUCGAGUCCAUCCGGUUCGCCCUCUUCUAUGACGGCAAGCUGGCCAUUCACUUGGACAUGCAGUUGGGUGAACACACCAAUGAUUAUACAGAACUUGCAGCCAAUGACAAGCUGACCCUGCUGCAUCUGCGCAUACAGCAGCUGGUGGAGCAAGUGGAGAAGAUCCAGAAGGAGCAGGAGUACCAGAGGUGGCGAGAGGAGCGCUUCCGGCAGACCAGCGAGAGCACCAACCAACGGGUGCUGUGGUGGUUCAUUCUGCAGACCUUCAUCCUUGUGGCCACUGGCAUCUGGCAGAUGCAGCACCUCAAGAGCUUCUUUAAAGCCAAGAAGUUGGUGUAGAUGAGCCCCAGAGACCAGAGGCUUAGCCCCCACUCAUUCCCCUUCUGCUGAAUAAUGGGAAGUGGCCUGGCCUGGUCUGUCUCCUGGCUCCUCCCACUCCUCCCAACCCUGAGGGACUUCCUUGUUACUGGUGUGUGUGUGGG